Messenger RNA from Aspergillus luchuensis, 1677 nucleotides. RefSeq names its product ammonium transporter. Gene Ontology annotation, biological process: ammonium transmembrane transport. Lineage: Eukaryota; Fungi; Ascomycota; Eurotiomycetes; Eurotiales; Aspergillaceae. The transcript has 4 exons. Gene Ontology annotation, cellular component: plasma membrane. The coding region runs from base 1 to 1677 and encodes 558 amino acids. The record is from RefSeq and is a predicted model, not a curated record. Gene Ontology annotation, molecular function: ammonium channel activity.
AUGUCGGACAAACCUGGCGUCUUUAUCCCGCAAUAUGCGUCCUACAACUGGACGGGCGCUCCCUCCGACUACGAGGCUCUCACGACCAACGAUAUCGGUGGCGAUUCCAGAACGGAAAACUUGAACAAAUGGUUUCAAUCCGGUGAUCAAGCAUUCAUCAUCGUGUCCUCCGCCAUGGUGAUGGUCAUGAUUCCUGGUCUCGCUUUCCUUUACUCCGGUCUCGCGCGCCGCAAGUCAGCUCUGAGUAUGAUCUGGGCUUGUAUGGCUUCGUUCUCCGUCGUCACCUUCCAGUGGUAUUUCUGGGGUUAUUCUCUCGCUUUUUCCCCGACUGCAACCAACGGCUACAUCGGUAACCUGCGCAACUUCGGUUUGAUGAAGACAUUGGCCGAUCCUAGUCCGGGCUCCCCGCUGAUUCCGAACCUCCUCUUCGCUUUCUAUGAGAUGCAAUUCUGCGGAGUUACGGCAGCAAUUAUCAUGGGAGCUGUGGCCGAACGUGGACGCAUGCUACCCGCAAUGGUUUUCGUCUUCAUUUGGGCCACGAUCGUGUACUGUCCUCUGGCGUGCUGGGCAUGGAACACGAACGGUUGGGCCUACAAGUACGGAGUUUUGGAUUACGCUGGUGGUGGUCCUGUCGAGAUCGGGUCUGGUCUGUCGGCACUUGCUUACUCCAUGGUCCUGGGCCGUCGCCAGGAGCGGAUGAUGCUGAACUUCCGCCCACACAACGUCUCUCUCAUUCUACUCGGUACCGUUUUCCUUUGGUUCGGAUGGCUGGGGUUCAACGGUGGCUCGGCUUUUGGAGCGAACCUUCGUGCCACCAUGGCUUGCUGGAACUCUAACUUGACCGCGGCCUUCGCCGGUAUGACUUGGGUUCUUCUCGAUUGGCGCUUGGCUCGCAAGUGGUCCAUGGUCGGUUGGUGCUCCGGUACCAUCUCGGGCCUCGUUGCGGCCACUCCGGCUUCUGGUUUCGUCCCUCCCUGGGCUAGUGUGAUCCUCGGCGUUGUGACUGGUAUUGUUUGCAACUACUCCACCAAGGUGAAAUACUGGAUCCGUAUCGAUGACUCUAUGGAUGUGUUCGCGGAACACGGUGUUGCGGGAAUUGUCGGUCUUAUCUUUAACGCCCUCUUCGCGGACGAUGCGAUUGUUGGACUGGACGGUGUCAACACUGGAUCAGGAUCCGGAGGUUGGCUGAUCCACAACUACAAGCAACUCUACAUUCAAAUCGCCUAUGUCGUCGCUACCUGCGCCUACUCGUUCGUCAUGUCCGCCAUCAUCGCCUACGCCAUCAACGCCAUUCCCGGGUUGAAACUGCGUGCCUCGGAAGAAGCCGAACUGCUGGGUAUGGACGACGACCAGCUGGGUGAAUUCGCCUACGACUACGUUGAAGUCCGUCGUGACUACCUCGCCUGGACCCCUCAGCAGCACAACCAGCUCGAAGACGGCCACCAGAUCCCCGCCGCGGCGCGGUACGGAAUCGGCGAGCACAGUGAGAUGAUGCUGGACGGCCACGCCCCGGUUGGUGUGGACAGCCGCGGAUGCAGCGAGGGUGACUCGGGCAUCCAGGAGCUGAAGAUGCAGCCUGCGCCGAGACAGGUAGCAGAACACCACGCGCCGCAUGAGCCCGAGCCGGUCGAAGAGCCUAUCCCGGCGACUCAAAUCAACGAAAAAGUGACGACCUGA